UCAGAUCAUUCCUGAACAGCACGGUUUUGUUAAGGGUCGCUCAAUAGAAACAAAUUUGGUAUCUUUCGUUGAGUAUUUGCAGGAGAACCUUGAUUGUGGAAUUCAGGUGGACUGCAUAUAUACUGAUUUCAGCAAAGCCUUUGAUAGGAUAACUACUCAAAAAUUGUUUUCCAGACCGCUGGCGGUUGGGGUUUGCGGCUCGCUUCUUCGAUGGUUUGAAUCAUAUUUACUUAAUCGGUCACAGUACGUUUAACAUGUGUUGAACAUUUGCGACAGUGGACAACUGGAAAGAGGAAGUGCCUAAAGUUUGGUGUACCAAUGGUUUGUAGAGAACCGCGAAACCAUCAUGACGACUGCUAUUUUUGUCUCGUUAAUAUUAAAGGCAUAAAUAGAAACAAUAGACACAAAUGGACAUAUCCUGAUCUAGAUUCUGCAAGAAGGCCUGUAGUGCAUUCGGAAGAAAUACCCGUUCCAUCAUUUAGCAGUCUACCCGAACUGACAGAAGAUGAUACAGAAACAUCAACGUCUGACGAAGUUAAAAGAAUUCAAUCAGAAAACGACAGCGAUUUUGAAGCAGAUUUAGCAACUCCGCAGUGUUUCAAUCAAGAAGAACUAAACGAUCUUAUAAGAGACCUGAAUCUCUCAAAGGAAUCCGCUGAAUUACUUGCAUCCAGAUUAAAAGAAAAAAAUCUACUUUGUCGAGGUUUUUAUGUGAUUAGUGACUUAUGUAAUUAUGUAAAUUAAGUUUUUGCA
Coccinella septempunctata (seven-spotted ladybird) is the source of this 753-nucleotide messenger RNA. RefSeq lists its product as uncharacterized. The record is from RefSeq and is a predicted model, not a curated record. Bases 319 to 744 code for a protein of 141 amino acids. The transcript has 2 exons. Lineage: Eukaryota; Metazoa; Arthropoda; Insecta; Coleoptera; Coccinellidae.